Messenger RNA from Aspergillus wentii DTO 134E9, 1032 nucleotides. It is a transcript of the gene ddiA, whose product is annotated as putative DNA damage-inducible v-SNARE binding protein Ddi1. Gene Ontology annotation, molecular function: protein binding. The coding region runs from base 159 to 842 and encodes 227 amino acids. NCBI's taxonomy places the organism in Eukaryota, Fungi, Ascomycota, Eurotiomycetes, Eurotiales, Aspergillaceae. The record is from RefSeq and is a predicted model, not a curated record. The transcript is spliced from 2 exons.
GACUUUGGCUCGUCUUUUUUAUCUUUUUUGUCAUCUGUACGAUAAGUCUCACGAGAAAACGGAUACGGCCUUCAUUCAUUUGCUUUUUGAUUUGAUCUCUCAACGUCUUACCAUUCCCCAAGCUUAGAAGCUUCCCCGCAUUACGGACUUUGGACACAAUGCGUAUCACUGUCAGCGUUAUUCGCCCAGACCAGGCCGACUCCGACAUAAUCACCCUCGAAGUCGGCGGGGACAUGACGGUUGAGCUCCUGAAAACCAUCGUGGAAUGCGAAACCGCUGUUCCUCCCUCCGCACAACGAAUUGUCUACAAUAACCAACUGCUGGGAAAUGACUCGAGUACCCUCGAACAGGUCGGUAUCGGUGAAGGAGACAUGCUAGGAGUCCAUGUUACCUUGCGACCCCCUCAACCACCGCCGCGAAGUGUAGGCGGUCCCAGCGCGGCAGCACAGCAGAACCUUCAACGCAGACAAGCUAUGGGACCCGAUCCUGAAACAAUUAGAUUGCAUAUUCUUGGAGAUCCUAGGGUACAGGAUGCUGUCCGACGACAAAACCCAGAAUUGGCGGAUGCCGCCAGUGAUCCGCAUCGGUUCCGCGAUGUUCUCCUUCGACAACAGCAGCGUGAGGCCCAACAGGAGGCGGAGAAGGAGGCUCGCAUUGCUAUGUUAAACGCAGACCCCUUCAACCCAGAGAACCAAAGGGAGAUUGAGGAGGUCAUCCGUCAGAACGCUGUGACAGAGAACCUUCAUAAUGCCAUGGAACAUCACCCCGAAUGUAGGUCGAUAUCCGUUCCCUGGGCAUGGUAUAAUUUGCUAAGAACGGAUAAACAGCGUUUGGUCGUGUGACGAUGCUGUACAUACCUGUUGAAGUCAACGGUCAUAGACUCAACGCCUUUGUCGACUCUGGCGCUCAGGUCACAAUCAUGUCCCCCCAAUGUGCGACCGCAUGUAACAUCAUGAGGUUGGUGGACCAACGCUAUGGCGGUAUCGCGAAAGGUGUCGGAACGGCGACCAUCCUUGGUCGCGUACAUUCAGC